AUGGUACCAUCUUUAGUGCGAUUACUUUAUUGGGCCGGUUACAAUGGGAUGUGCAACAAGUCUUUUAUACUCGACAAGCUCCUAAAUAAACUAGAAGAAAGCGAACCAGAGCUCGCGACAUGCCCCGAGGAAGAAUGCGUGAUUUGCAUCAACGCCAAGGCGACGAUGCAAACUGCACCCUGCGGUCACCAGGUGGUCUGUCGAAAAUGCUUCGUUAAAACAAUUCAAAUCGCGGUCUCUCAGCGUCUCCUACCGUUGCGAUGCGUUAUCUGUCGCGCGAAAAUUCUUAGGCUUAAGACCGGUCCCAUUCUUCCAACCUCAGCGAGCGGAUACUCAGUCAAUUCGCGUUCAUCUUCCGUUCCUCAGUCCGACAGCUUGUACAGCGUAAGCAGUGGAGGUUCAUCGGUAUCGUCCAGUUCGUGUGCUUCCGAUAGUAGCGGUUCGUGCUGCGGCGGUCACUGUUUGGGCGCGUACCCGAGGCAGCCCAUAACGGGCGCGCUGAGACGAUCCCAGCAGCACGCCAUGAAAAUCAAGCUUCAGGAGUACUGCCAUCCGGAACGAAGCAAUAUCAAUAGACUUCCGCCGAUAAAGGAGUCGCCCUAUUCUGGCAGCCCGUGUCAUAGCAGCGCACCACCUUCAACUCGAAUCAGAUGCGCUCAAAAAAUCGUGACCCAGCUCGAAACCGUUCCAAUACUGGGAAAAAAGAGAGAUUACAAAUACGAGAAACUACCGCAAGAAGACGACGAGGAGGAAAAAUCCGACUACGAUUGCAAGGACAAGGAGAGGAAGUGGUGGACGGAGAGGAGAUGGAAAGAAAGAAGUAAAAGCGAAGAGAGGAACGAUAACAAAAAGAACGAACUCGCCGAAAAACAAAUGGAACUGAAAGAGAAGCAGAGAAAGAUACGUUUCUCCCUUGACGAUUUGAAAGCAGACAAAAAGGUCAAGUAAAUGCCAAAGCGACUUAAACCUAAAGAUGACUACCUACCUCCUGGGUCUGCUAGAAGUUUCUGAGAACAACCUGUAAUCAAAUUUUCGACGGUACAAUUAUAUGUUUAGAAUAGAGGGAGACUAAUAGACGAAAAGAACAUAAUCUUCCUGGGUUAAAUCUAGUCAAUGUUUUAGGUCAAUUGUUUUUUCUAGUUCGUGUUGUAAGCGCUCAUUCUAAUGACGUUCUAACGUGGCCCGUUCAAUCGCACCACCCUGUACGGAUUCGAAAUCAAAAUAGCUAACAUAUCGACUUACUUCGCCCGUUUAAGACGAAGUGGAGCAAAACUGUUGUUUUUCCUUUUAGACGUCAGUAGACAGGGUGGUCAUAAAUUAUUGGCAAUAAAUAAAAAUCAAAUAAUCGUAGGUGAAUAUUUAGACAUAUAUUUUAAUGCUGGUUAUGCGGCCCUGUAUCAUAGGAGUUUAGUUUUGUAUACGUAAUAGUCGCGUUGUCAAAUUACAUGUAAUAAACUUGUACAGGGUGUUUGAAAUUACAAGGGUACUGACGUGAGUAAUAAUUGUAAAGGAUAAUAGCGUAAGACUAAUAAUACGAGCAAAUAAUUUUAAUCAUCCUGUAUUUAUUUGGAAUCAUCUUAUGAAAAUAAAAUUGUUACUCAUU
This is a messenger RNA of Photinus pyralis (common eastern firefly), 1603 nucleotides long. RefSeq lists its product as uncharacterized. The record is from RefSeq and is a predicted model, not a curated record. Bases 1 to 948 code for a protein of 315 amino acids. The transcript is spliced from 4 exons. Lineage: Eukaryota; Metazoa; Arthropoda; Insecta; Coleoptera; Lampyridae.